CCCACAUUUCUGUAUAUGUGUCUGCGCGCGAAUGUGUGCACACGCUCGCACACCGACACACUCGUAUCACAACACACACAUAUAUACACACGAGCACGCGCGUACACACACAUACACACACACGCGCGCGCGCACGCACGCACGCACACACAAAACCACAAAAAUCUUAUACACAGUCACACGCGUGUGUCGUUGCGAGAACGCGUGUACCCGCGCAAAAACACGCAAAACGCACAAAAAACGCGAACUGUGAGCAAGUGUCAGCAACCCGGAAGAUCGCCGGGCGUGUGACUAACGUGUGACAUUCAAAUGAUAGGAAGCUUGUGAACAGCGAAAAAUAGGCUGCUAGUGAACAAAGUGCCAAGUUCGGGAUUCAUCCCCGAUUCUUUUGAAUCGAAGCCAGACGAGGAUAAUCGAUAAGCUACUUGAGGGACAAGGGCUUUAUUGUUCGAAUCGAUUGGCUAGGUGCAAGUUGGUACGUCGAUCUGCUUUUCAAGAGACUCUGCGUCUCGUAAGCAGAGCUAGAAAUUGCUCGAUAUCGAGGUCGAUACGCAGAAGUGGGGUCUCGAGUGAAGCGAGGUGGCUAUAAUUUAAUUUACAAACGCGGCGUCGCUCUCGUCGGUGAACAGAAAUGGCGUCAGCGGCAGCAGAGUUGGUCGUGGAGCGGGAGCCGGAACCGAGAAUCGAGAUGACGGACACGAAUCGGACGUUCGUAGGCGCCCAGGGGCUGGUCAGAAUGGCCCUUGACCAAUACACAGAAAUCCUUACCACGGUCUCGGAUCCUCGAGUCAGCGACUGGCCGUUAAUGGAUUCGCCGAUACCAACAUUUUUGAUCGUCCUUCUUUAUUUAUAUGGAGUGGCGAUAUUCGGUCCACGGGUGAUGGCUAACAAGAAACCGUUCAAACUCAGAGGAACUUUGGUAGCGUACAACGCGUUUCAAGUUGUCUUCUCGUUAGGCAUGCUGUACGAGCACCUGAUGUCUGGUUGGUUGUUAGACUACAGUUACAAGUGUCAACCAGUGGACUACUCCCACAAUCCGUCCGCGCUGCGAAUGGCGAACCUAUGUUGGUGGUAUUUCAUCAGCAAAUUCACAGAAUUCGCUGACACGAUAUUUUUCGUUCUGCGAAAGAAAGACAGUCAAGUGACGUUCUUACACCUGUAUCAUCACUCUUUAACACCUUUGGAGACAUGGAUCUGUGUGAAAUUCAUUGCUGGAGGACACGGUACUUUGGGAAACCUUAUAAAUAACGCGGUACACGUAAUAAUGUACAUGUACUAUAUGGUGUCUGCAAUGGGACCGGAAUACCACAAAUAUUUAUGGUGGAAGAAGCACCUCACUACCGUGCAGUUGGUACAGUUCUUCUUAGUGUUCGUGCACAGCGCUCAAGCUUUGGUCUUCGAUUGCGGCUAUCCUAAGCUGGUGGCGGCGCUUCUUUUGCUUCAUUCAACGAUCUUCUUCGUCCUCUUCUCCGAUUUUUACCGGCAAGCAUAUAAUAAGGACAGACCGAAGAAAGAGCUAAAGGACGAAUAAAUGAAGAACAUUAUCGCGCUUUAUCCCAAAUUUGCCUCCGAUACGCUCCAACGCGUCGACCUCUCGGUCGCGCAUGCACGAUCAAAAAUCACGAGUCAGUUAAAAAAAAGGAAAGAAGCAUUUACAAAAUUGUAUUACACUAUCGUAUAGUGAAAUUCGUUCUCGUAUACUAGUAAAACCGUGUCAAAAGGUAGUGUCAUGUUAGUAAAUCGUAUGAUACAGAUUACAUAGAAAGAAUUUAAUUAAAUUCGUGAGUUCGAUCGUCUGUUCGUCUGAUCGUUGGAGUGGAGCUUACAGCUUU
Molecule: messenger RNA, 1832 nt
Organism: Bombus pyrosoma
Lineage: Eukaryota; Metazoa; Arthropoda; Insecta; Hymenoptera; Apidae
Product: elongation of very long chain fatty acids protein AAEL008004-like
Exons: 5
Coding region: 632-1531 (299 amino acids)
Biological process (GO): fatty acid elongation, polyunsaturated fatty acid; fatty acid elongation, saturated fatty acid; very long-chain fatty acid biosynthetic process
Cellular component (GO): endoplasmic reticulum membrane
Molecular function (GO): fatty acid elongase activity
Source: RefSeq, a predicted model, not a curated record